UCCCAAUCUCCAUUCGAUUCCUCUCUGUAGUCUGUCCACUUAAGUCGCCGUUGGUCGUGUUUUUCCAUCCUUCACCGGCUCUUGCUCAUCGGCCAUUUCGUGCGAUCUGGCCUGUUUUCCUCUUGGUCAAGGUGCUUUUUCUCUCCCCUGUUUUGUACUUGCCUAUUUCCUCUUGAAUGAAUAGAAUACUGAAUCUAAACACUCUGUUGGCUAAAUUCUUCGCGAACUGAAUUGUAUCGCCGGCCUAUUCUUCUUCUGCCAACUAAACAAUAUCUGCUUAAAUGUGCGCAAAUUCUGUGUUCGCUGAAAUAAUUGUUGGGUUUCAAUGUUUUGCGAAAUUUACCUUGAUACUUCCUGCGCCCUUAGUUGUCAUGAGCAUCGGCAGUGGAUAAUUGAUUGGUUUUGUUGGCUGGUUUGCAAAUUUUGGGCCGGCGUGUAAUAACACGAAAUAUAUAUCAACAGUGACAUCCCUUUGCAAAGAUGGCUGGACUCUUAGGAUUCGGAAGCCUUGCUCCCAAGACCAAGAAUGUGGUAGUUGCUGGCGGGUUGUCGGCGUUUGUGUUUGGGGUGUAUUUCUACACCAUGAGAGCUGUUGGAGGAACGGAUGAACUUCAGGUGGCUAUAGACAAGUUUGAAGACCUGAAGAAAAAGCAAGAUGCUUAAAGGAGUUUGGCAAACUUAUGGGUUUUGCUGUAAUCUCGUAGGGUCUUGCUUAGCGGGUCGUUUCUUGUUUAAUUUUACAUUCUCAAGUUUGUGGGUGAGUAUGAAAAUGGAAGGGAAGGAACGUUUUCUCUUGUUUUAGUUAUUACUGAGACUGAGAUUAAACUAUUUCUGGCAGUAAGCUGGUUAUGGGAGUCUAUUGUCUAAUCACUAAUGUUUAGAGUGAUGCAGUUCUGAAUAAAUAACAGCAAAAAACAUUUGGGUAUAUCUCAUGUCUCGCUUCUAUAGUUUGAAUUUGGUUACUUCUCCAUUGUGAGGCACUACUUAUUGCAGCAGGAUGAGGUUAAAGAUUUGUUGGCUUCUUGAGUUUGAAAGUGAAGAUCAUGAGCCUGCUAAUUUAAAACUCUGGUUGUGGAAAUGUCUCAUAUCUAAAUCUCAUUGGUUGGUGCUUUGGCAAAGAAUUUAAGUUUCCAUAACAGCGUGUCGACUUGCUUCCUAGCUACAAAUGUGUUGCUGCUUUCAAUUGACAUGAUAUGGAAAUUUUUUGAAUUCUAAGAAUCUCGUCUAGUGUUAGUUGAUUUUGAUUUAGUGCUGCAAGUCAUUCUCCAUAGCACUCUCUCAGUUACAGAUUUUAUCAAUUUUUCUUUUUGUGUUGCUUGUGGAGAUGCCUAAUCAUGUCCAGUAUUGCUUCUAAUUGAUUGGACUUAUCUAAAUGUGAUGGUUCCACCAUUGAUGAUCUCUCUCUUGUGAAAUAUUAUUUGAACUGUAGAUAAUUCUUCCAUGUUGGCUACACGUUUGGUGUAUUGGAAAUGCAGAAUAAAUUGGAUUAGUUUUGCUUGUGUAAUCCUGAAAAUUCUUCUUGUUCCUGCUCCCUUCUCUUGCUUGGGCCCACUCUUUAUAGUGGAGGGUGUUAAAGCGAGAAAAGGAAAAACUGCUUUUAUUUGUGCAGGUGUUGCAAAUGGCGUUUCUGGUGAUUGUUGUUUCACUAAUUGUAGCGUGGAUAGCUUCAUUGUGCAAGAUUCUCCUCACUGCAAGUUUGUACUCGAAGAACACUUUUCUGAGUGAAGUAUCGGGUGGUGCACCUCACAGGCGAAAUGUUCUGCUUGUUGUUGCUCACCCUGAUGAUGAGUCCAUGUUCUUUUCUCCGACGAUAAACUAUCUGAUUUCAAGGGGUCACAAUGUUCACUUGUUGUGCUUGUCAAUAGGCAAUGCAGAUGGGAUGGGGAGCACUAGAAAGGAUGAACUUUACCAAGCUUGUUUAGUCCUCAAGGUACAACCUCAGCAAGUGAAGAUAUUGGACCAUCCAGAUUUGCAGGAUGGUUUUGGACUGGUCUGGGACCGUGGCUUAUUGUCAAAAACCAUAAAGGAGGAGGUGGUUAGUCGCCAUAUUGACACGGUCCUUACCUUUGACAACUAUGGGGUAUCUGGCCACUGUAAUCACCGCGACGUGCAUUAUGGUGUACGCAAGCUGUUGGAAGAUACCCCAGAAAGACGUAUAGAGGCUUGGGAACUUGUCAGUAACAACUUAUUGCGCAAGUAUAUCGGACCAGUUGAUAUCUGGCUGUCCAUGUUGCUCGCCACGAAAUCCGGCAGCAGGGUGGCGUACUGUUUGUUGAAUGAGCAACCACUGAAGACCUACGGUGCAAUGGCUGCACAUUCAAGCCAAUGGGUCUGGUUUCGCAAGCUCUUUGUGUCGUUCUCCAGCUACACUUACGUGAACACCCUUCGAAGGAUCGACUAGUCGUAGUAGCAGAGAGCCGAAGAUCGUUGUAUGGACGGAGGUGAUCGACAAUCAGGUUGGAGUUGUGGGUCGUUUCUGUUUGUUUGUCAUCGAUAGAUAAAAUGCCCACGUAGAUAAGAAGAUAGAGUAAGCUAUCCGAAAUUCGUUACGUUUUAUGUCAGGAAACCAUUGGUUUGGAAUUUAAGUGUUUGUUGCGUUGGAAGAGAAGAACACGCGGUGUCCUGAAUUGUGAGGUAGGUUUGGCGAUAACGACUUCUUUUGCUUUGGUCUGGCCAACAGGGGGCUUCUUCCUUCGUAAGCAAACCAAACGCUGCCUUAAGAAAAAUACAUGGAGGGGAACUUAGCUAACCUAUAUUCACAUUACGUGCAAUACAAUGUGUUUCUUCUAAUUAAUGGUUUCUUUGUAGCUAGUAUUUGCUCUUAAAUUAUCACUAGAUUAAGCUCUCGAGAUAUCAAGUAUCGUUGGGUGUAAAAUAGAAAUACUAGUGGUGUUGAUUGGAUGGGUAUUUCAAUUUCAAAUCGUCAUAUCCGCUUAUAUCAAUUAGGGUAAAUCAGUCAAGAUGCGAGUUAGAGAAGCCAACUGAAUGAUCAUUUUAACAUGUGAAAGUUAGGCUCGUGCUUAGCUACCUGGCCUUUGGUUAAGAUUGAAAAUAUUACUUUUAAGAAGUGAAACAUGAAAAACUAUGUGCGGUUAUAUAGUGAGAAAGUAGUUUUCGUACUAAAAAAAAAGCAUGUGACAAAGUCAAGGAGGAUCGAGCAAGAUUAAAGAAAGACUGAUGGACGUGCCAAUGGAUUGAAUCUGCUUUCUUUAGGUUAUGUCAUGAUCAAGCGAGCAAAUCACAUUGUGAAUCAUGGCUAACAUUAGAUUGAAACUCUAAACUUAAAAUUCGAUUUUAUUUGAAUAACUUUUCAAUGGAAAGUUCGGUUUAGAACUCAUAGCUAACAUUACUGUUAUCUCAUUCCGUUACAUUUUAUUUACUAUCACAUCAUUUAUCGAUCGAUAUUAGAUGAAUCGGCAUCUGGAUUUGAUAUUACCAAGGAUUAAUUAACCUCGAGUCCUUGACGACCAAUUCCAAGCUACGUUCACGCGGCUGCCUGCCGGCGAUACCCAUCUUUCUUGGAGCAACGUCUUUGUUCGUGGGACGGGACCGUAAACAAUACUGUGAACGGGUCUCUCCUCGCCGGCCGGCCGUGUAUUUUACUUUUUCAUUUGGCGGCUCUCGAGAGACCGGGAUGCUUCCCUGCUAGCGAUAAAGACCGACGAAUAUAUUCUUGUCCCACGAGGCUCGCCAACUGUUAGAUUCUCAUGGCUCAUGGGGGUUUCUUCAGGCGGCUAAACUUUGCAAAACCUUGCUUUCUGUAAGGUUUUAAAACUUACAUAAAUUAAUCUCAUUCUCUCUUCAUUUUCAUAUAAGAAUUUCAUUUUCCUUUUUAUUUAUCAAGAAACAAUCGAAUAUUAUCGAAUCCGAACCCUAAAACGUAGUGAUCCGAAACAAUGUUGUUCAAGAUAAAGCCAUAAUACGAUAACAAAGGUAAACGCAUCAACCCUCCUUGCCGAUCCUAUGUCGUAGACUUAAAAAUCUCGUUGAUAAUUCUUUCUUUUUUUUUACCAUGAAUGGUUAAAAUGACAUAAGCUGGUCUAACUAAUAAUUAUCAACUACUAGUCGUCUAUCUAUUACCCUUCUGGCUGAGAGUUUAGUCGAAAAUAUGCUAUUGACAAACUUACUAUUUUCGAUCAUAUGACAUUGUAGGAAGAGAGAUCCACUUAUGAAUCUUAAUCGGCUCGUAAUAUUGUAAAUCAUAAAGAUUGAAAGUCAGU
Molecule: messenger RNA, 4220 nt
Organism: Linum trigynum
Lineage: Eukaryota; Viridiplantae; Streptophyta; Magnoliopsida; Malpighiales; Linaceae
Source: the annotation of a GenBank genome assembly